CAAGAGCCGCGCCAUCCACGGGCGCUUCUCCUCUGAGUUCCGCCCUGGAAUUCAGGGUCUGGGAUUCGCUUUUGCAACAAUCCUUGGAGGUCCCGCCUCCUCUGCCUCCUUGUGAGCAACCGUCUCCAAGCAGCCGCGGCGGGCUCCGCUUCCUCGGUGCUCACGCCGCCUCGGGGCGGGGCCUCCCAGGAUGCAGCGCGCUGGCGGGAGUUUUGGAGCGACGGGACACUCCCUCGGCUUACAGCCUCUGCAACGCGGAGGCUUUUUCUGCACCGAGACAAAUGUAAGGCAGCGUCUGCACCGAGAGCAGGCUCAGCAAGACUUCACCUCUCGCUCCUGAUUCCCAGGAAAGCUGGAAGGAAACAGGCAUUCCGGGGCCGGGAAUCUGUCGUUCUGUGGAUUUUAAUCGCUUGCUGUAUUCCGGGAUUGGUGCUCUUGAAUUUUCUUCAUCACCUCAUCAUCCUUCUCUUUUGGCGUGUGGAAUGCUAGAAGAAAGGAUUAAAAGCAUCAGCUGGAAUCAGUUUGCAUUUGAAAAUUGGAUGAACACAAAAGACUUGAUACUGUGAAUGGUUAGAAAACAAACAAUGUCAUCUAAGGAACAAGAAAGACUCUUGUGUUAUAAUGGGGAAGUCCUUGUUUUUCAUUUGUCAAAAGGCAAUUUUGCAGAUAAAUGGCCUGUUAAGACAUCCAUAUUACGUGUCAGACGGAUGGUAUUUGACAGAAGAACAAAAACAUUUGUUUUGAAGUCCACUGGAUGUUUCAACGUAAAGGAAGAAAACUCUAAUUUAAAAAUUGUGUGUUGCAACUGUGUUUCAGAUUUUAGAACUAGAAUUAAUUUCCCUUACAUUUUGAUACAAAGCAAUGAAAGUAAUAAUGUUUUCAAAUAUUUUCUACUAUUUCUUCAUAGUACCAAUGAAUUUGAAAGGUGUUUGAGUUUUGAACUAGACUAUGAGUUGAAGGACAGUAUAAGGGUCCUUAAUGGCCCUUUAGUCUUAUGGCAACACAUGAAAGCAUUCUUUUGUAUCUCUUCCCAAAUUGGCAAAGUUGUUAGUGUGCCAGUUAACUUUUCUUCUAUUGAGUGGGCAGGUGAGAUUGAAAAUUUUGGUAUAGUUUUAUUGGGACUAACAGAGUAUUGUUUAUCUGAAGAAGAAUACACUCAAAAGUCUUCAGAAUCAUAUUAUGCAAUUUGGAACACCAAAUUUUGUGUAUACUCUCUUGAAAAUCAAGCAGUAUUAAGUAAUACAUAUAUUAUACCUCCAGCUUAUAGCAGUGUGGUAACUUGUGUGCAUGUCUGUUCAGCUGAGAUCACCACAAGCCAGUUAAGAAUGUCUCUGAUUGUUCUGACUCAAAAGAAUCAGCUGAUUUCAUUCCAAAAUGGAACUCCGGGAAAUGUAUGCCAGCUUCCAUUUGAAGAUCCUUUUUCUGUUCAACUUUUAGAUUCAGGUCAAGGAAACCUCUUUUUCAUUGUAUCAUUUAGGUCCAGUGAUGCUUGUGCUAUUUGGAAAAAGAACUUUCAGGUUGCUGCUAAGUGGGAAAACCUCAGCUCAGUACUGAUAGAUGACUUUAUUGGAACUGGAACUGAACAACUACUACUACUUUUUAAAGACUCCUUGAACACAGAUUGCCUGGCUUCAUUUAAAAUAACAGAUCUUGUCAAAUUAGACUAUUCAAGUAAACCUUUGGAUUGCAACAAAGAUGAUUUACUUGAAGACAAAGAAGCAAAUUGUCACUUGGUGGUUCCACCUCUGGAAAGAAGAGUACAAGUAGGUUUGAUUUCUAUUCAAGAAUUACAGAAGGAGCUCUUGCUUAGGGAAAAAAUUCUUUCAAAAUCUUGGAAAGUUUUAACAAAUUUGAUUCAAGGAAAAGAUGCUAGGACAUCAAGUGCAGAGGAGGAUUUUCUUCUUCCUUUUUGUGGCAAAGAAGAAAAUAGUGACCAUACCAUUGAUGAAAAGUUACCAGAAAAUUUUCAGAAUUCAGAACGUCUAGUAGAGAAGAUCUGGUAUCGUGUAGUGGAUGAUAGCUUAGUUGUUGGCAUAAAGACUACAUCUUCUUUGAAGCUGUCCCCAAAUGCUGUGACUUUAUCACUGUUAAUGGAUCAAGGCUUUAGCUCCAAUGUUCAGCUUAUUAAGUGUCAAAAUAAGGUGAUUAGUUUGAAUACAGGUUCUUUACCAGCACCAUACUUAAUACCACAUGAAACAGGAUCAAAGGCAAAAAAGAUCAAGUUGAACUCUGAUAGAAAGGAAGAAGGAAGCUGUGUUUAUGAACAGCCAUCUAAGAAAGAGUGUGUUCAGAUAAUUACUGGUAUAACGUCUUUAUCACCACUUUUAGCAUCCAAUAAAUUUUGUUGCAUUCUGCUGCUGCAAAUUAGGGAAAGAGAAAAUGGUGGCUAUCCUGGUGAUCGCUGGAUUCCAUGUGGCAGAAUUUUUUUAAGUUUAGAAGAUCUUUCAAGUGGGAAAUAUCUACUGAAAUUUCCAAUGAACAAAUCAAUAGAACACACAGAAGAUCUAUGUGCAUAUCUUGCAGCAUUGCAGAAAUCUUGUUUUCAAAUCACGUCACCUGGCUAUGCCCUAAAUUCAAUGACGAUGUGGCUCAUUGAACACAUGCAAGGUGAAAUAAUCAAAGAAUUUCCAGAAUUGUGCUUUUGUAAAAGGCCUGAUAGUUUCUAUGGGACACUCUUCAGCUGGAAACAAAGAACACCAUUUGAAGGAAUUUUAACAGUCUACUCCAGGAACCAAACAGUCUUGUUCCAGUGCCUUCAUAGUCUCAUCAAAGUUCUUCCUAUAAACUGUUUCUUCAAAAAUCUAAAAAUAGGAAGUGAGGAUUUCACAGUUGAUCGUUUGGCACUGACUUUGGAGAAGGAACUGGCUACCCUUGGUUCUCUUCCUUCUGCGCUAGCUAAGGUUGCAAGCAAGUUUAUGGAGAGCUCUGAAGCAAGCAAAGGGAAGAGUAGUGCCAUGACUGCGUCAUCAGAUGAAACAGAGAAAAUCCUUCUAUAUAGAAGAGAAGUUCAAGUAGAAAAGGAAAAACUAUUAGGAGUGAACCUAAAAGUGAGUGGUUCCCUUUAUAGAGAGAUAAGUUUGAAAUUAGCUGAGAUUCAGUUGAAAUCAGACCUCAUUGCGCAAAAACUGAGCCAUUUAUAAUUAUGGUUUUUGUGUGAUUAGAUUUUUAAAAUAUAUUUUCACUGCCAUGAAGUUUUGGUUCUGCUUGAAUCCCUUCUUUAUAAAAAUAAAGGUUCAGGCUUAUUGUAGAAUCUUAUUUUAAUAAUGGAGAAAAUAAUAUUCCCUCUAUGGUAGAGGUUCUCAAGUGAGGCCAUUUUGCCUCAUGUGUGAUGUUGUGCGGGUAGCAUGUUAUAUGAAUAAUCAGAAAAAAUGACAGACAGGAAACUAACCUAUAUUAGUGAAAUUUUGGGCUCGGUAAUAUGUUGUUGUGGAGGGCUGUCUUGUGAAUAGUAGGAAACUGACCAGUGUCCCCAGCCUUCUCUACCCUCCAGGGGUGGAAAAGGCUAAUAUAGGAGGCCAGGGUUGCUAUUAAACCUCCUACGAUACACAGGACAGCCCCUUCUUCCCAUUGCAAGAUAGUAUUAUCCAGCCCAAAUGCUAGUAAUGCAGGGGGUGAGAAAGCCCUGUCUUAGAUUUUCCACUUAAGUGAAAAUGAGAAAUUUGAUCUCUUUAUUGUAUUGUCCUUAGUAAAACCUAGUAUAUCAGAAACAACUUCAGUUGGAAAAUUAAUCAAGAUUGUCUGAUUCUUGAGUUUCUGUUCAUACCAAACUUGCCUGGAAAGUUAAAUGGCAGAGUAAGACCAGUGUUUGAAACCCCACUUUUAAAUUUCAUUGGAGUUCUGCUCUAGAGUUGCAAGUCUAUUGGAAUGUAAAAAUUUGAGGGUAUUGUUCUGAAACGCACAUCUUUUCCAGAAGGCUAAGUAUACCUUGCAGGCAACUAUUAAAAAUAAAACUGAAAAUGCUUUUAAGCUAUCUGAAAUUCUAACUCUAGGCAAAGCUAAAGUAUAAAAUUCUAAUAGAAAUAGCUUAAAAGAAUAUGGUGCUCCUUAGGGACUGAGAAAUUUAAAAAUAGGUAAAAAUUCACUUCUGUAAAGAAGCUAUUUAAAAAUGAUCAAGUGAGAGUUUUCAGAGGGAUAAAAAUUCAACUUAGUAUUUUAUUUUUGAAAAAAAAGAAUUCUGGACUAAUAAAAGAGUGUUAGGGGAAGGGAAAAAAGAUGUGGACAAAAAGGAAUUUUCCUAACCAAAAGUAGUUACACAUGCCCAUAAUACUCUUAGCAUUUGGAAAGCUGAGAGGCAGGAAGAACACCAAAGUUUGAGGUCAGCCUGGACUACAUAGUGAGAUCUUGUCGCUAAAUAAACAAUGAAAUGCUCCUGAUGCUUUUACUGUAUAAUCCUUAAGUGACAUUAAAGUUUCAAUCACAGAAGAAGUUGAUUUUAUGAAUAGUGUCAUCUCAUGCAUGUAGCUAAGUGCUAAUUCCCUCUAUGCCUUAGAUAUCCUUGUAGCUAAUGAUCUGAUGAUAUAGAUGAUUUUUAGAGAAUAAAACUUGUUUCUUGUCUUUAUUUUUAUGAUUGUUCAUACAUUAAGUUACUUCUUUUUCUGGCAAUCUAUUGCUGAUUGAGAUAGGACUCUAUAUCUUUAUCUCUAUGAAGUGUCAAUGAAAAAUAUUUCAGAGGUUCUACAAAUAGAAAUGAAAUAAAUUCAGGAUUAAUUGUGGAAAUCUGAGAACUAUGUGUCAUAUGCUGUCUUUUAAAACUUCCCAUGACAUGUACUGAGAGAAUAACUAAAUAUAAAACAUAGGAACUAAAUCAUAAAAUGCAGGCUUUCAAAGUAUAAACAGGAUUUAAUAAAAAUAGUUUAUCCGUAAAGUAGUUAGGAUACAAAAAAUAGUGUAUUACCUUUUUAUUUAUAAAUAAAACCAAAAGGCAUUAAUCUAUAUAUGCCAAGUAACUUGUUUACAUGUGAGUUUUACUUAUCCUACUUUAUUCAAAUUAGAAAAAGCUAAGCUUGAGGAAAUAUCUUAAUCACUUUCAUGAUUCAGUUGUCUGCAUCUACAAUCAAAUUCCACGUACUACUACUCUGCUCACAAAUCUGAGGUUGCCUUUGUCCUUUCCAAUUUUACAGUGAUAUAUUAUUUGAGUACAGAGCACUCCACAGUUUUUAUAACAGUAAUUAUCUGUUGGCCCCUGAUCCCUUAACCAAGGAAUAUGUUUAAAGCAGUUUGGAUAUGCCACAGUUGAGUGAACAGAUUUGGUGAGGGAUCAAGAAAUGUAACAUUUCCUGGCUGUCAGUUGUAUGCCAAACAUGAGUACAUACAUGUUUACAUAUUUAUGCUUAAUUCUUCACAGCUACCUAUGAAGUGUAAUUGUUAGUAUAGUCCUCAACAUGAAAAAAAAUUGGUAAGCCAAAGUAACGGGAUGCAUGAAAACACCUUGAUUUUGUAGCCUCAUUGCAAAUUAUUUCAAAACACAGCAAGUGCUUUAAGAGCUCUAGUGAUAUACUAGUGAAUCAUUUAUUGUCCUAAUAAUAUCUCUUUGUACCAUCAACUGUUUUGUCCCGAUCUUGGAAAACAAAAUGUAUGAAUAAUAUAUAUUUACCUGCUGUCCUCAAUAAAGACAAAUAAUUGAACUAGAAA
This is a messenger RNA of Cavia porcellus (domestic guinea pig), 5631 nucleotides long. RefSeq names its product FA complementation group B (gene Fancb). Gene Ontology annotation, biological process: negative regulation of double-strand break repair via homologous recombination; interstrand cross-link repair; replication-born double-strand break repair via sister chromatid exchange. The coding region runs from base 567 to 3140 and encodes 857 amino acids. Lineage: Eukaryota; Metazoa; Chordata; Mammalia; Rodentia; Caviidae. The record is from RefSeq and is a predicted model, not a curated record. The transcript has 9 exons. Gene Ontology annotation, cellular component: Fanconi anaemia nuclear complex.